This is a messenger RNA of Lontra canadensis (Northern American river otter), 1410 nucleotides long. It is a transcript of the gene CANT1, whose product is annotated as calcium activated nucleotidase 1. NCBI's taxonomy places the organism in Eukaryota, Metazoa, Chordata, Mammalia, Carnivora, Mustelidae. The coding region runs from base 114 to 1319 and encodes 401 amino acids. The record is from RefSeq and is a predicted model, not a curated record. Gene Ontology annotation, biological process: proteoglycan biosynthetic process. Gene Ontology annotation, molecular function: GDP phosphatase activity; UDP phosphatase activity; calcium ion binding. The transcript is spliced from 4 exons.
CGCGCCGGGCGGAAGUCGGCCGCCCGCAGGGUCCCGGCCUUGCCGCAGGGAAGCCCCGCCGCCCGCGGGCCCCGGAGCCAGACUGCACCGGGUCCUGCCUGCCCUUCGGUCUGAUGCCCGUGCAGCCCUCCAACCACCUGGAAUGGAAUGAGCCUAUGCACUCCCUCCGGAUAAGUGUGGGGGGCCUUCCGGUGCUGGCGUCCAUGACCAAGGCGGCGGACCCCCGCUUCCGCCCCCGCUGGAAAGUGAUCCUGCCGUCCUUUGUGGGCGCUGCUGUCCUCUGGCUGCUCUACUCCCACCGCCCACCCCCAGGCAGGCCCCCUGCGCCCGACGCCCACAACUGGAGGCUCCGCCAGGUGCCCGCCGACCGGUACAAUGACACCUACCCCCUGUCCGCGCCGCAGAGGACGCCGGGCGGGACUCGGUACCGAAUCGCGGUUAUUGCUGACUUGGACACAGAGUCUAGAGCCCAAGAGGAAAAUACCUGGUUCAGUUACCUGAAGAAGGGCUAUCUGACCCUGUCAGACAGCGGGGACAAGGUGGCCGUGGAGUGGGACAAAGGCCACGGGAUCCUCGAGUCCCACCUAGCUGAAAAGGGGCGGGGCAUGGAGCUGUCCGAGCUCAUCGUCUUCAAUGGGAGACUCUACUCUGUGGACGACCGGACCGGGGUCAUCUACCAGAUCGAGGGUACCAGAGCCGUGCCGUGGGUGAUUCUGUCCGAUGGCGAUGGAACCGUGGGGAAAGGCUUCAAAGCCGAGUGGCUGGCUGUGAAGGACGAGCAUCUGUAUGUGGGCGGCCUGGGCAAGGAGUGGACCACCAGCACGGGGGAGGUGAUGAACGAAAACCCGGAGUGGGUGAAGGUGGUGGGCUGCAGAGGCAGCGUGGACCACGAGAACUGGGUGUCCAGCUACAAUGCUCUGCGGGCCGCUGCAGGGAUCCAGCCUCCAGGCUACCUCAUUCACGAAUCUGCCUGCUGGAGUGACACGCUGCAGCGGUGGUUCUUCCUGCCGCGCCGGGCCAGCCACGAGCGGUACCGCGAGAAGGACGACGAGCACAAGGGCACCAACCUGCUCCUGAGCGCCGCCCAGGACUUCAGCGACAUCUCCGUCAGCCGCGUGGGGGACGUGGUCCCCACGCACGGCUUCUCCUCCUUCAAGUUCAUCCCCAACACCGACGACCAGAUCAUUGUGGCCCUCAAGUCUGAGGAGGACGGGGGCAAGAUCGCCACCUACAUCAUGGCUUUCACACUGGAUGGCCGUUUCCUACUGCCUGAGACCAAGAUCGGCAACGUGAAAUACGAAGGAAUAGAGUUUAUUUAAAUGGACAAAACUCAAACCAGCGAGGCCCAGAGGUGGACACUUUUCCGCUCCAUCAGGACUCGAAUUCCAUAAAAACCAGAGACUGCACUUU